This is a messenger RNA of Hyaloscypha bicolor E, 1677 nucleotides long. RefSeq names its product HET-domain-containing protein. The transcript is spliced from 4 exons. The record is from RefSeq and is a predicted model, not a curated record. Lineage: Eukaryota; Fungi; Ascomycota; Leotiomycetes; Helotiales; Hyaloscyphaceae. The annotation marks the transcript as partial.
GACACGAUUAGGGUAAUAAAUAAGCUUAGGUUAGUGAUACAAGAACGAAUUGCGUACCUUACUCCUCGUAGUUAGGCAUCAGGCAGCAACGAAGACCGCAUCUGACCCAACGUCUCGGCAUCGGAAAUCCUUCCCAGACAGAGCGUCCUUAGCGAAAUCGUCUCCCAGUACACGGCACAGACAAUGGGUUCGGAGAGUAUUUCCAUGACAUCUCUAACUGCCGAAUGCCAACCUUUUGGGGUUGAGCCGCUUCCCGGGUUCGAGGACCUUGUUCAUAAGCAAUGUGAAGAAUGCGAACUGUGGCUGGCAAACCCGCUAGGACACCUGCAAAGUCUUGUCAGCGAGCCAAAGUCUCUGAAAUCUCGUCACGUCGAGCAGACAGUUGAACGCUGGAAUUCCGGUGCAAAGUCAGGCUGCAUCCUUUGCGGACUCGUCACAAAGCUCUGCCCGGAUAUCGAACAGGAUCAAAACCUGCGGCAUUCUAACCUAGUCCAAUUUCGUAUCAGUCCGAAACGUGAGGACUUUCCCCAUUGUAUUCGUGCGACGGGCUACGACCUUCGAGAAAACCUCCGUAACAAGCUAUGGGAAGUUGAAUUCUAUGCCACACAAGAUACUCAAAACCCUCUUCCAGGUCUUCCACUGCGCCGAGAUCUUGCGUUACAGUUUGGAUCGAAACAAUGCCUCAAUCUUAUCCAGGGCUGGCUUCACGAAUGCAAGACUCAUCACAACAGCCAAGGCUGCUCUAUUCACAACGAAUCACGUCUUCCAACCCGCAUCCUUGACAUAGGCUCUAUUAAUCCAAAAUUAGUGGCUACCAGUGAUGAAUGCGGGUAUUUCGUGGCACUCAGCCAUUGUUGGGGGAAUUGCACCAGUAGCAUCCAGCCUCCAAGAACUCUUCACUCAAAUUUCGAGGAACAUUGCAAAUCCGGAGUCCCUGAAGCUUGCCUUUCCCCAUCAUUUCGAGACGCUAUCAAGGUUAGCAGAUAUCUAGGAUAUUCUUAUAUGUGGAUAGAUUCGCUGUGUAUCAUCCAGGACGAUACUGAAGAUUGGGAACGAGAAUCUGGCCUUAUGGCGACCGUCUACGGCAAUGCGGACCUUGUAAUUGGCGCGACAUCGGUUGCUGAUGGGUCCUUCGGGUUUUUGGGCCGGCGUCAUGAGUAUUUCGAAGGUACAGUAAAUCUAGCAGCCCGUACUGGACCUCAAGAAACAUCUUGGGUGGUUUGCUAUCGUUCAACAAUGGAAGGACCACUCGAGUCCAGAGCUUGGGCUUACCAGGAAAGAGUUUUGGCAAGGCGUUUUGUAUCGUUUGGAAUUCGCGAGGUCUGUUGGGAAUGCACCUCUAGGCUUGAAUGCGAGUGUUUCACCUCGCACGACUCUCAAAUUCAUUCCGAAAUCCUCACUACUAGGAACGUCCAGGAUAUAACAAACACGAGGUUGCUCGGCGCCUGGCGCAGGAAUGUUGUUGAGCCUUACUCCAAGCGCCAACUAACCAAGUCUUCCGACAGGCUUGUAGCACUGUCUGCCGUCGCGUUUGAGUUCUCCAAGAAAUUGUCAGACCAGUAUCUGGCUGGAAUUUGGAGAGCAGAUCUGGAAAGCAGAGGGCUUCUUUGGCUCUGUAUUGAGGCGAAAGGGGUUAUACCAGGAGCACCGUCUUGGAGUUGGGCGUCUGUUCAAGGG